CGUGCAGGAAAACCGGCUGCUUCCUCAGAGACCGUCCCCGCACGCCCACACUUCCGGACUGGAUCCUCUGGAGGCAGCUGGGUCGGGAUGCGUCCGUCUCCCGGUGCUGCUUGAGAUGAGGAUAAGACGACGACGACGUCUUCCCGGUGAAGCGGCGAUGCCCGUGACGUUGCGUUAGAUGUGCCCGUUACAACCCGAGCAGAACUGAUCAGACCGCGACGCUUGUUCGCUCAACACUCAAGAGAGGGGGGAUUCAGGCUUUAGCCGUACUGUCUGUCUGCUGUCAACUGUUGCUUAUUUCCACUGUAAAUGAAUCUUGUAAGGUUUAUGAACAACCGUGUUCCUCCUAACAAGAGAUACCAGCCCACAGAAUAUGAGCAUGCUGCCAACUGUGCCACGCAUGCGUUAUGGAUAAUCCCCAGCCUGCUGGGCAGCUCGUUGUUGCACUUCCAGUCAGAGGACCAAUGGGAGCGGUUGUCGGCCUGGGUGUACGGGGCGGGGCUCAGCUCGCUCUUCAUCAUCUCCACCCUGUUUCACACUGUGGCCUGGAAGAAGAGCCACUUACGGUCUGUGGAGCACUGUUUCCACAUGUGUGACAGGAUGGUGAUCUAUUUCUUCAUUGCUGCCUCCUACGCCCCUUGGCUGAACCUGCGGGAACUGGGUCCCUGGGCGUGCCACAUGCGCUGGCUGGUGUGGGUCAUGGCCUCUUUUGGUACCACCUAUGUCUUCUUCUUCCAUGAGAGGUACAAGGUCAUGGAGUUAAUCUGCUACACGGUGAUGGGAGUUUUUCCUGCCCUGGUCAUCCUCUCAAUGCCGGAGCAGUCGGGUCUGUGUGAGCUUCUGGUGGGCGGAGCCUGCUACUGUCUGGGGAUGGUCUUCUUCAAAAGUGAUGGCAUCGUCCCAUUCGCUCAUGCCAUUUGGCACCUCUUUGUUGCUAUGGGAGCAGCCAUACACUACUACGCCAUCUGGAAGUACCUCUAUGCCCAGCCACCCAAUCAGGUCCAGACCUCCAGAUGACAUCAGCGCUGACCUCACAGGGAGUAGCUCCUGUUUUUGAGCGACUUCAGUGAGAUGAUGUGAGCUGUGUUCAAAUUCAGGGGCUGCCUCAUUUGGAGGCUAGUUGGGUGACCAUGUACCUCUUCCCCAAAUGAUACAGUUCAACCUCACAGAUACCAAAACAAAUGCUGCAUUCAAGCGGUCCUCGUCAACUCAUCAAGUCAAAUAUUUUCAUUUUUAUCACCAGGAAACCGCCCUCACAGUGAUAAUACUUGGGCAUGUUUGAUGAUAGAUACCUGAAUUCUACUUUAACACAUGGUGGACAGCUGGGAAACAGUGUACCAGGUUAGUGAU
Messenger RNA from Seriola dumerili (greater amberjack), 1350 nucleotides. Its product is annotated as monocyte to macrophage differentiation factor 2-like. The transcript is spliced from 7 exons. Gene Ontology annotation, cellular component: membrane. NCBI's taxonomy places the organism in Eukaryota, Metazoa, Chordata, Actinopteri, Carangiformes, Carangidae. The record is from RefSeq and is a predicted model, not a curated record. Gene Ontology annotation, molecular function: pore-forming activity. The coding region runs from base 310 to 1017 and encodes 235 amino acids.